AUGUCUGCUCCCGCAUCUGGGUUCACCACCGUCACUCAGUCCUCCACUAAACAUCCACCCAUCCUCACUCCGGGCAAGAUCACUCCCGCCAUCGCCCAUGUGUGGGAGAAUGCCUGCCUGCAGUAUUUUAAGCACAACGCUAUCAUCAGCGAUUGGUACUAUAACAACAGCAACACCUUCGACGUGAUGAUGUGGAAAGACUUCCUCUCCACCUUCCAUGCUCACUUCCUGCCCAAGGGAUGGGAUUCGGCAGUUCUGACACAGCUGCUUUGCACUCACCAGAAGGAAGAUGAGAACUUCGAAGACUGGAUCCUCAGCAUCGAGAAGCUCAACACCACCCUCCGUGGUACCACCUCUCGCCUCGAUGAUGCUCGACUCCGAGCCCAAAUCUCUGCUAACAUUUGCGAAGACCUCCGCUUCGCCUGCGAUGACAACGACGUCAAGAACAUCAUCUCAUUCAAAGACUGGAAAGACAAACUUUCCCAGCUUGACACCGUCCGCAUGUGCGAAUGCACGCAUAUCCUCCGCAUCACAGGUGCGUCCAACCGCGGCAAACCCCCCCCUCUCUCGACCACGACCAAAGGAGGCAUCUCUCGCCGCAAGGGUCCCAAGCUCCCCCCUCUCACCGAUGAAGAGCUGAAGCUCCUCCGCAACAAUGACGGCUGCUUCAAAUGCCGGAAGUUCUUCAUCUCUGAGAAGGAGCAUGGAUGA
Sparassis crispa is the source of this 711-nucleotide messenger RNA. RefSeq lists its product as hypothetical. The transcript has 2 exons. Lineage: Eukaryota; Fungi; Basidiomycota; Agaricomycetes; Polyporales; Sparassidaceae. Bases 1 to 711 code for a protein of 236 amino acids. The record is from RefSeq and is a predicted model, not a curated record.